GAAAACCCAUUCUUUCGUUCGAUUCGGAACUGAAUCGCAACAAAAAGUCGUUCCUUUCGCUCGACUUUCCGCUCAAGAAGUCCUCAAUUGUGAUGAAUACGGAUGUCGUGAACGCCGGCCGAAGAAACGGCGAUUUGGAAGUGAUUUUCGGCGAUUUGAAGCACAAAUCGGAAUUCGAUUUCUCGCCAAAAGCGCUGAGAAUUCAAUCGAAAUCGGAUUUGAAUCGCGAACCGAUCCAAGCGUUCGAUUAUCGAUACAAUCGAGACAUUGGUUUGCAUUCAAUGGAAUCCAAGUUCGGAAACGAAUAUCAAUUCGAUUUCGAAGGAAAGCACUCUUCGAACGAACCGUUCAUUCGAUUGUCGGGAAAAUCGCCGAAAUUCGACACCAAUUCGAAACUCAUGUGGAAUUCGAACCAAAUGACAAUCGAAUCGAAAAACAAAAGAAACGGAAAUUCAGUCUUCGAUUUGAACGCCGUUUUGAACCGCGAUCUCAACAACGAGUCCACCGUUCGUCUCGUGAGUCCACUCUUCACCUCUCAGAUGAGCGCAACGCCGGCGAAGAGCGCGAAAUUCGAGUACAACUGUCACCACUUGGAUCACGUGACUGCCGGCCAAUGGGGUGGCAGCGACUGGGGUUUGGAUUCCAAGACUCUGUUGAAGCGAACCAACGAUCACGUGAUUGUCAUCGCAAAACACGCCCCCCUCAGGGAGACGCUCUUCCAGGUGAAGACCACGCCCUUCGAGGUGAACGCCCACUACUCGCCCGCCACUCCCAAAGUGCGCCUCCAAUUGGACGGUUCGCCCGACUUCUACUACCCGUACAGUCACGUGACCGAACUGGAGGCCAAUCCGCGCCAACGACAGUACUCCGUGGUGUCGCGCACUGACCGCUUGACCGCUGGUCAGCAGAAGGAGCCGCUGAUGGCGUUGAACGCGCGGUACAACCAUUUGGACGCUUCGAUUCCGUCGACAAUGGACUUGAAGUUCGGACCGGAAGUGAACGCGAAGUUGAAGAUCCAGCCUUUUAGUGGAAGACAGCGGAUGUUGCAGUUCGAGUCGAAGCACCCGAAGUACAGUCACGUGACGGACAUCCAGAUGGACGCGAAGGCGCUGAACAUAAAGUCGCGAACUGAAGACAAUUCCGGACGAAAUGUGGCGAAAAUCGACUCAUAUUUGACUCCAAUUUCCGACCAAAAAUCGCACUUUUCUUUCGUUUCUCCGAAUUCUUUGGCGAACUUUGAGUUCGAACCGAAAAGAAGAGCGAAUUUCGAGUUAAAUGUUGUGCCGUUCGAACACAAGACAGAAAUUACGUCCAAAAAGACGUCGAAUGGACUG
This is a messenger RNA of Medioppia subpectinata, 1334 nucleotides long. Lineage: Eukaryota; Metazoa; Arthropoda; Arachnida; Sarcoptiformes; Oppiidae. The record is from the annotation of a GenBank genome assembly.